AUGACCAUUGAUUAUAUCCAGUGUAAGUUUAUGGAGAUUGUCGAUAUGAUGGGACAGGCACAAUCAAACAACACAAUUAUUACGAGGUAUGGGUCANGGCGCUUCGGUCGACUGAACCGCAAACGUUAUAACCAUACGUGCGAUAUAGCCAUACGUGCGGUCAAGUGGAUACCCGUCCUAUCAAUUUGGUCGGUCAUCGCGUGGGGUUAUUACGCGUAUGUCAUACAACUCAACCUCUUCACCAUCGAUGACAUUGCGCUCAAGACUUUCAAUAUAAUUAUCUCAAACUUGUUAUGUGUGUGUAGUUUGUGGUGCUAUUGGCAGACCAUAUUCACGGAGAGCCCAAAUGUGCCUGAACAAUUUUGGUUUUCGUCCGAAGAAAAGGAGACGAUAUUAAUGGAGACGGACUGCGAGGGUCGUCGACGUCUCGGCGAGCGGUACGCCUCUCAACACAACCUUCCGGUCCAGUGCCGGACGGGUGACCAGAUGUACCGGAUUUGCGCCAUUUGUUGGCUCAUUAAGCCGGACAGAGCCCAUCACUGCCGGGUAUGUCAACAGUGCACACUUAAGAUGGACCACCACUGCCCCUGGGUGAACAACUGUAUUUCGUUUGCAAACUACAAAUAUUUUGUUCAACUUCUGGGGUACGCUCUAAUCAUGUGCUGGUUUUCUGUCGUCACUUCGUUUCCCUAUUUUCUUAAGUUUUGGACGGACGAAUUACCGGAAUCGGGAAAAUAUAUUAUAUUAAUGCUAUUCGCGGUGUCCUUCAUGUUUGCCAUGUCUUUGUCCGGUCUAUUGGGUUAUCACGUCAUACUUAUUAUACACAACACGUCUACAAUAGAGUCUUUCCAAAAACCGGUAUUCCUGGCCGGGACUAACAAUAAUGGCUAUGAUCAAGGGAAGUAUAAUAAUUUUUGUCAAGUAUUUGGCUAUAAAAAGUAUCGGUAAUGGCUAUACAUAUGAAGUGGGAAUCAAACUACCGGUGCAACUCGACACUCAGUCUGACCAGAUAUACAUAGGGAUUGAAACUAAUUAAGAGUUUUUUUUAAUGAAAUAAAUGGAUCUUUAUUAAUCAAAUAAAUUCGCC
This is a messenger RNA of Oppiella nova, 1087 nucleotides long. The record is from the annotation of a GenBank genome assembly. Lineage: Eukaryota; Metazoa; Arthropoda; Arachnida; Sarcoptiformes; Oppiidae.